CGAGGACAGGCUGGUGAAUUUCAUAUUCUGCCAGCAUCGCAGCGUGAGCACCAGAAACAGGCUGGAAACUGCGCAGGCAUGAAGAGGUGGCACAAUGGACAGAUUCAUCUCUAUUUCUGGCUGAUAUUUGAGGUCUUUGUUGAAGGUUGGGCCAUAACAGCUUCUGAGGGUGCAGGAAAUGACAUCUUUGCCAUCCAGCAUCAAAAGUUGAAAGAAUGCAUCCAAGUGAAUUCCUCUGGAUUUACUAUGAACAAAUGCAAUCAGCUAGAAGAGCUUCAGCAAUGGAAAUGGGUGUCUGAGCACCGGCUGUUCAAUAUUGGCUCUAAAAAAUGCCUUGGCCUUGAUCCUUACAACAAGGAGCAACCAUUAAAAAUGUUUGAGUGUGAUGCAGAAGUUACAACAAUGUGGUGGCGCUGCAGAGGGGGCACACUCUAUGGUUCAUCUUCCUAUAAACUGACUGUCAAACAAAGUCCAACAGUGAGCAUUGAUGCAACUGAUGCAUGGAAACAAAGUGGUGGUGACAAUGAUGUUUGUGAGCAACCGUACCAUAGGAUUUAUACAAUUGAUGGAACUGCUUAUGGAAAACCCUGUGUCUUCCCCUUUAAGUACAGAAGAAAAUGGUAUUAUGAAUGUACCACUGAAAGCAAUGAUGACGAGGAAUGGUGCGCCACAACUGCAAACUAUGAUAAAGACAGAAAAUGGGGGAAAUGUUUGAAGCCAGAUACUGAGUGCAAAACAUUCUGGAAGAAAGAUAGUGCACAACAGACUUGUUACCAAUUUAACUUCCAGUCUUUUCUCUCCUGGAAUGAGGCUCGCCUUGCCUGUCAGAGUCAAGGAGGGGAUCUACUGAGUGUUGCUGAUCCAAAAGCACAGAAGUAUGUUUCUGAGCAACCAAAUAUUCCAAAGAAAAUGUGGAUUGGCCUGAAUCAAAUGAACGUAGCUGGUGGCUGGCAGUGGUCUGAUGGAACACCUCUCGUGUUUGUUAAUUGGGAUGAUGGUAUAUUUGAUUUGUAUCAUCUUGAGGAAUCAAGCUGUGCUACAAUGAACUUGGAUUCUAAUGGUCGCUGGCAAGUUAGUCCUUGUGAAGCUGCUUUACCAUAUGCAUGCAAGAAACCACUUAAUCAGACAAGGAAAGAGUCAAUCGAUCCUUGGAAGUACUCCAGUACAGAAUGUGAAGCUGGCUGGCUUGCGCAUAAUGGCUUCUGCUAUUAUAUGAACACACAAGAUUUGAAAUGGGAUGAUGCAGAUAGUUCCUGUAAAUCCAAUGAAAGUCAGCUCAUCAGCAUACAUUCAUUAGCAGAUGUGGAGCUGGUUGUCAGUAAGCUUCAUGAAGCUUACAGUUAUGAAAUAUGGACGGGAUUAAGAAGUGACCAGUUCCCAGCUUUGUUCAAGUGGUCAGAUGGAUCUCCUGUGACCUUCACUUACUGGGACCAGGCUCAACCUAAUAUCCCCUAUAACACUACGAAGCACUGUGUAUCCUAUGUGGGAAAGUUGGGUCGAUGGAAGUUUGCAGAAUGUAACAGCAAGCUAUCAUUUGUAUGUAAGAAACAAGGCAAGACCUUGAAUGAAACAGACCUGUCUGAUGUCGGAUGCCCUCAAGACAAGAGCUGGAGAAGGCAUGGUAACUACUGCUACAAACUUGAUUUAACAGAAGCCGGGUUUGAAUCAAAAUGUCAUCUUACAAUACAAAACAGGUUUGAACAAGAAUUUAUUAACAGUCUGAUUGCAAAACAUACAACAGAAAAUGGCAAAUACUUCUGGACUAGUUUUCAGGAUAGAAAUGGCACUGGAGAGUACACAUGGUUUACUACAUCCAAGGAGAAAGAGCCUGUAACAUAUACAAAUUGGAAUGCAUAUCAGCCAGCUUCUCCUGGUGGAUGUGUUGUUAUGGCUACAGGAAAGGCUCUUGGACGGUGGGAGAUCAGAAAUUGCAAGAGUUUCAAAGCUAUGUCCAUUUGUAAGAAGAGUAUCGGCAACACUACAGAAACUGAGGAAACACCCCCAAAAGGCUCGUGCCCUCCUGGGUGGCAAACUAAUGCAGACCUUGAACACUGCUACAAGGUCUUUCAUCAUGAGAGAGUAGUACGGAAGAGAACAUGGGAAGAGGCUGAACGAUUUUGUGAGUCACUAGGAGCCCACUUGCCAAGUUUCAUUCACCAUGAUGAGAUGUUAUAUCUUCACAGCUUGCUAAGAAAAACAAUUACUGAUGAACGUUGGUUUUGGGUUGGAUUAAACAAAAGAAAUCCAGAUUCCAAAGGUUCUUGGGAAUGGAGUGACAGCAGACCGGUUUCGUUGGUGACUUUACCCUUUGAUUUUAAAGAAGAUGAUUAUGCUGUCAGAGAUUGUGGUGCAUUUCAGACUCAGAAACCUUUGUGGCAUCGUUUCAUGAUGUUUGAUAUCAGAAGGAAAUAUGAUUAUCACUUGAUGCCCUUCCAUUGUGAUAUUAAACUAGAAUGGGUGUGUCAAAUACCUAAAGGGACUAAAUUGAGGAGACCUCCCUGGUACAUUCCUGAUGGAGAGAGUAUUCAUGGGCCCACUGUUGUUAUUGAUGGUAAUGAGUAUUGGUUUGUGAACAACACCAAGUUAACUUACCAAGAAGCUGAUCUAUAUUGUUCAAGGAAUGAAAGCAAAUUGGCUUCCAUAACAUCCAGACCUGCAAUAAAAAUGAUUAAGACUCAUCUACUAAAGCACUUCCCUUCAUUGCCAAAGUGGUGGGUAAAGGCCAUCAAUUACAAUACGAUGAGCAGUCCAUUUUUUGGUCCCUAUUACAUUUAUGAUCGAUUUCAUUCCUUCCAUAACCGAUAUAGAGAUUGUUGGUUUAUAACUCCUUAUGUCAGGUUGAUUGAAUAUCAUGAUUUCGUGGACUGUGCCAGACCUCUUCCCUUUAUUUGUCAGAAAUUAAAUAUAUCAUCAUUAGAACCGUGGUCUCCAGAAACCAAUGUGUCAGGUACCCCAUGUACUGGUGAUUGGAUCCCUUUUGGAGAUAAUUGCUAUAACUUUGUAAAACCGAAAGCUUUGACAUGGGAGGCUGGAAAUCGAUUCUGUCAGAGCCUAGGUGGGAACUUGCCAACUAUUGCCAAUUCUGUGGAACAAGAUUUUAUUGUAUCCCAUUUAUCAUCACUGCCGCCCAGAAUUUGGCUAGGUUUGCAAACCUCAACUACAGCUGGAACAAAUAAGUGGGUGACAGAAAGACCAGUUGAUUAUACAAAUUGGCAGCCAUCAUUUGAGAUGGAAUUUGGUACACUAGAUUUUGAUAUCUUUCAAUUAGAAAAACAAUGUGCUGUUCUACUAAAUGACCCAGGCACACCAUUUAUUGGAAAAUGGGAUAUGGUAGCUUGUGGUGAUAAGAAAUUUGUUGCUGUGUGCCAGAAACAUCGAGAUAUCAUCAAUGAGGAGGAUACCCAUCCUUUAAAUGACACUUUGAACUUUCUCAACCAUACCUAUACAAUAAUUAGAAAGAAUCUUACUUGGGAAGAAGCAGUAACUGAGUGCCAGAAAAACAAUAAUGAGUUGGUUAGCAUCACUGAACCCUACCAUCAGGCUUUCCUCACAGUUACUACAAAUACUCUGGGUUAUCCAGUGUGGAUCGGACUAUACAGUCAAGAUGAUGGAUUACACUUUCGCUGGUCAGAUGGAAGACACACUACAUAUAGUCACUGGAGCAAAGAUGAUUCUGUGCCUGUUGACAAUUGUGUGUACAUGGGCAUUGAUGGGUACUGGAGAACUUUGAGCUGUGAUUCAAUUUUAGAAGGAGCCAUUUGCCAUGAUCAACAAAAAGAAACUGCACCUGAAAAGCCUGAUGUUGAAACUAUGAAGUGCCCUCAUAAGAUUGAAGGACCAUUAUGGAUACCAUUCAGAAAUAAUUGUUAUGCCUUUCUACUGAAUGCUGAAAAGCCGAGGUUUUUUCAAGAGAGCACUGUCCACAGCAUGUGCAAGAAAUUGGAUCGCCAGUCCAAUAUUUUGACUAUUAGAAGUGAAGAAGAAAACAACUUUGUCACAGAUCAGCUAAAAAUUCACAGUUAUCUCUUUAAAUGGGUAUGGCUAAGUGUUCGAUAUAAUGGUAAUCAUACGAUAUGGUAUGAUGGUUCUUAUAUAAAGUAUUCAAACUGGCGCUCGGGUAGACCCAACUUUUGGGAUGCACAAACAUUUCCAGCAGUUGGUCUUGAUAUGGAUGGUUUCUGGUACCACUUUAACCAUCCUUUGCUACGUGCACAGUUGAUAUUGCAAAGCAUUUUUGUUUGCAAAAUUGAUAAAGAUCCUGACCCAAGUCACUUUGAGGCUCCACAUGCAAAGGCAGAAUAUGGAAACCAUACAUACCAGUUAAUUCAGAAGAAGGUGAAUUGGUAUGAGGCACUGCAACAAUGUCAAAUGUCUGGAUAUCAACUUGUCAGUGUCUAUAAUGAAUCUCAGCACUUGUUUCUGAAAAGCUUGGUGAAGUCAGAUGGUUUUCCUCUUUGGAUUGGCUUGUUCAGUCAAGAUGAAGGAUCAACUUUUGAGUGGUCAGAUGGAUGCAAUUCGGAAUACAAACCUUGGGAAUAUCAAAAUCUUAAUGCAGAUGGAAGUUGUGUAUUUAUGGAUACUAAAGGAUUCUGGAACCGUGCAGAUUGUAAUAGUGUGGUUGAAGGAGCUAUUUGUUAUGCCUCCCAGAGUAGAAAAACAUCACCUAGUCAGCAGGAAAAGAGAUCAGACUUCUGCCCUCAGAAAAAUGGGAAGUCCUCGUGGGUCACAUUCAGAGGACACUGCUAUGCAUUUGACAUGGGCUUGUAUAACUGGUCUGUAUUUACUAUGGAAGAAACCAAAACAAUCUGUUCUAAACUGGAUCCCUCUGCUGAUAUUCUGAGCAUUAAAGACAGGGAAGAAAAUGAUUUCGUAACCAGUCAAAUCCGAGAAGAACAGGGAAUCACAGGACGCGUGUGGCUAGGAAUUUCUCCAGGUCAAAAAGAUAAAUCCUUACUAUGGCCAGAUGGUUCAAACCUUACUUAUGCUAACUGGAUUAAUAACAAUCUCUCAGUUCCAACUGAUGACAAGUGUGCUGUUAUAUCCUCCAAAAAUGGAACAUGGAUUGUAACCAGCUGUUCAAAGAGUCAUAGCAGACUUGUCUGCAAAGCUCCAAUGAGAUCCAGUCAUAAAGUUGCAGCCUUGGUGAUAACAGUGAUACUUAUCUUCCUGCUAAUUGGUGGAGUUGUGUGGUUUUUGUACAAAAGGAAUAAGUGGCGAUGGGCUAAUCCCUUUGGAACUGUGCAUUAUGAACGUAGUUAUAAUGAUCCCACAGAUUCAGAUAGCACAAUUAUGAUAUCAGAACUGAAAGAAUUCCAUGAUUGAAAUUUGUUGUUAUAUUUUGUCGCCAAAAUGCUUGAGGAUUUUCAAAGCAUUGACAUAUUUUGUCUUUAAUUUGAAAGAUUACUAAAUAAUUUCACUUGUAUAAAUAUUCCCUGACUUGCACUACUUACAUUUUUGAUGAAUACUGCUACAUAGUUAGUACUGUUGUAGUUUCCAGAGGUUAUGUUCUUUUGUGAAAUAUUUGCUUUAAAAACAUAUUUUUAUACUAUAUUAAGUAAACAUUCCAAUGAUGAAAAGAAUCAUAAUAUAUGCAAUGUGUUAACUCCAAAAAAAUUCAUCUUUUUCCGAUAAUAACAUGACAUAUUGUUGCUGAUAUGACAGAUAUUUACUGAUAUCUCUGUAUAUCUUAAAGCCAUUGGAAAUUUCACAUUAACAAUGUAAAAUCAAAUGUGUGUACAUUUUAAAAAUAUAUAUAUAUAGUGUAAGAUGUGUUAAAAGCCAUAACAUUUGGAUUUUAGAUGAUUUGUGUAAAGUGGGAAAAAUUGGUAUUGUUUAUGAAAUCCUACUUACUAUUUUCAUGUCAGUGCCUUGUAACUUUUUUCUCACAGCAGAUCUUCAAAGUUAAGAAUUAGAUGUAAACCAAUCUCUAAUCCAAAUAUAAGAUUGGGUUGCAUUAAGUUUCACAUUAUAAGUCUUUCUAAAGCUUGGGGGUUUGUUAAUGCAUAUAAAUUCUUGACUAUUAUGACACAUAUCUAUAACAAUUAAAAUUGCUGUUCUCAACAAAACCAUCUUAAAGCAUGGUUUGUUUUAACUUUGACAGUUGCUGUCUAAACCAUAUAUAGAUGUUUUAGGCAUCUCUAAUCCCGAGAGGUUCUGUUGUGCUUUUCUUUGUGUGUAUUUAAAACUCUAUCGACUAAAAUGUUAGCAGCCUUUAAUUAUUUUAAGGUUUUUAAUUAGAGAUUUGACAGAAGCAUUUCCAAUUGAUGAACAUUGGUUUAGAUGUGACCAAACUACUGUUAAGUUCAAUUUAAUGAAUACUGUACUGUGCAAUAUGAUAAAAGGAAAGAGUAGAAUGUGUUGCUUUACACACAUCUUAUUAAGCAGAAAGACCAAAAAUGCAGAGCAAUACUGAACUUUAUUGCUAAAUAUUCUAUCCUUGAAUUAUUUUGUAAAAUCACGAAACAAAUUUAGUAAUUGGAGUAUUGAAAAUUAAACAUGUGGGUAACAAGGUGCUCAAAAGAACAAAUCAGUAUUAUAAUUUUGUCACCUCAUGCUUCUUUUAAAUGCAAUGAAAUUGAAUAAUUUUAUAUUUGAAAAAUACUCUAAAACAUUUUAACUUUGCCAAACUUUAAUAUGAGAGUUAGGAAAAGUGGGUAGUGUUUGAUUAACUCAACCUGUUUACCUCUCAAAUUAUGAACAUUAGCAAAAAAAAUUAAAUUAUCAUCUUUGUAAUAUGAAAUGCAGUCUUUGUUUUUUAAAUUUAAUUUGAUUGCACAGAUUUUACAGCAUUAUUGGCAAUUGACAAUUAGGUGAGGAUUUACUGCAUUGUGUAAUUGUGCUUAAAUUCUGCAUUAUUUUACAGGUUGCUUUUUCAUUUGCUGAUUUUACUAAUAUCCUUUUGAGUAAAAGGAAAUCAUGAUACAUUAGGAGUAGGGGCAGUUCAGCGUUAAAUAUUUUACUCCCAAUUAGGUACAGAGAGGUAGCAUAGUGGUAGUAAGACAAACACAGAGACUAAUGCCGGUCACAGAUUUAAAUUCCAUGAUGACAGCUAAUGAAAUAUAAAUUCUAUUAAUAAAUCUUUAAUAUAAAGCUCAUCUAAGUAAUGAUACAACGUAACCCUCGACCAUCAAUUGUCAUGAAACCUAAAACUAAAACAAAGAACCAUGGAUGCUGGAAAUCUGAAACAAAACCAGCAAUUGCUAAAGGAACUCACUCACUCAAAGUUCUUUAGAAGGCUCAUUGAACUCAAAACUUUAAUUCUGCUUUCGUUCCAGAGCUGUUGAAUUCCUCCAGCACUUAUUUUUGUCAUAAAAGGCCGUCUGGUUCACCAUAAUGUCUUUUAGGGAAGGAAAUCUACCAUCCUUUCCUGGUCUGACAAAUAGCUCACACCAGAUUCACAGUAAUGAGGUUCAACUGCCAUCUGAAAUGAGUUAGCCAGUCAGUUCAAAUGCAGUAAGAACGAGAAAUAAAUUCUGUUGAUGUCUGUGGUGCCAACAUCCCAUAAAAAAAAACCUAAUUUCACCAGCACAGACUCAAUUCUGUAUAUUUUAUUUUGGAUGACUUCGCUUUAUUUUCAAACUGUGGUCCAGAUAAAUGAAUAAACUAGGUUAAUAUACUACCUUUCAUCUCAAGGGCUUGGGCUUCACUUCAACCUGAGAUUGAAGUCUCUUCUGUCCAGUGAUGUAAGUUAGCACACGACACAGAUCUUCAAUUCCUUUUGGCAAUCUUGCUGAGAGGCAGCAAUGUAGGUAAUGAACAAAAUAAAAGUCUACUACAUGAGUGUUGCUUCUUAGGAAAUCACUUGAGAGAAAUUUGAAAAUGUGACCAGUGCUGCACAUUACUGUGAAGUAUUUCAUAUUACUGGAUAUCUAAGAUAAGGAAGUGUUACAUUUUCCAGAACUAGCAAUAUUGACAUUGAGCACCAAGUUACACCAAAUAAACUAGCCCAUCUUCUUUUCCAAUAGUUGGGGAACUGCAUCUUUGGUGAUCAUGGUUACAUCUGUGGUACAAAUAAUUUUACCUGUGUGGAUUGGUGACACGUGGACAAAACUGAGAACAAAAUAUUCUUUAAAAUUUGGAUGUGUGUAAAUAUAAGUAUUUUGCUCUGCAAAGAAGACUCAUUUUCUGGGUUCUUUUAAAACAUAUUUGUAUGUACAUAAAUGUUCUGAACAUGCCUUUUUCUGUGACUAGAAACUGAGAAAGUAACUGGGAAAGGAAAAAAUACAAUAUUAGUGAAAAUUAUUUUAGUUGAAUGGCUUUGUUCCACACACUGUUCAUGUAUGUUAUACAACUGAGUUAUUAAAAACAGCACAUGACUUAAUCA
Molecule: messenger RNA, 8323 nt
Organism: Rhincodon typus (whale shark)
Lineage: Eukaryota; Metazoa; Chordata; Chondrichthyes; Orectolobiformes; Rhincodontidae
Gene: ly75
Product: lymphocyte antigen 75
Exons: 35
Coding region: 79-5322 (1747 amino acids)
Cellular component (GO): signaling receptor complex; plasma membrane
Molecular function (GO): signaling receptor activity
Source: RefSeq, a predicted model, not a curated record